CAAUAAAGAAUAACCUAAUUAGCUAGAAAAGAAACCAACCCCACCCUUUCACUCCUCAUCGAUUACACCAAAAGAUCUAAAGCAAAAUCCAACCCACUUAGAUUACCCCGUAAUUAUGUUUUGAAGUUAAACCUGGCUAAAUUCCAACUUCAAGAACCCUCCUUUAAUCUCUCUCUCUCUCUCUUUCUCUCAAUUCCACAUCUAGCUAGCUGUUAAAAACUCAAACUCUCCCAUAUAUCUCCAGCUUCCACCCAAAAGACCAAACAGACUUACAGUUUAUUGAUGUGGGUCUCUUCUGUGGGUUGGUUAAAUGGAUACCUUGUUUAGGCUAGUCAAUCUUCAAUCUGAUCAAUCUUACAACUCUAGUAGAACGUCAAGCAGCUCUCGAUCCUCCAGACAAAACCAUCACUACCAGCAAGAAGACGAAGAAUGCUUCAACCUUUUCAUGGAUGAAGAAGACUUCUCCUCGUCUUCUUCUAAGCACUACUAUCCCUAUCAGCCCCACCCUAAUUCCUCCACCACCACUCCUCCGACUGCCACCCCCACUACCACCACCACAAACAUAAGCACCCCCACCGAAUUUUCCUUCUCACCCGCCCUUGAUUUUAACUUCGAAUUCUCUGGAAAGUGGGCACACGAAAUACUCCUCGAAACCGCACGAGCCAUCGCGGAGAAGAACAGCACCCGUGUCCAGCACCUUACGUGGAUGCUCAACGAGCUCAGCUCACCUUAUGGUGAUACCGAUCAAAAGCUCGCUGCCCAUUUUCUCCAAGCCUUGUUUAGCCGCAUGACGGACUCCGGUGACCGAUGUUACCGCACUCUAGCGUCCGCAUCAGAGAAAACUUGCUCCUUCGAGUCAACCAGAAAAAUGGUCUUGAAAUUUCAAGAGGUGAGCCCCUGGACUACGUUCGGACAUGUUGCGUGUAAUGGUGCAAUCAUGGAAGCCUUUGAAGGUGAGCCAAAGUUACAUAUAGUUGAUUUCAGCAACACAUACUGUACGCAGUGGCCUACUUUGCUUGAAGCCCUAGCAACCCGCAGUGAUGAAACUCCACAUCUCCGGCUCACCACCGUGGUCGCCACCAAAUCCAGUGGUAGUACUGGAGGUGUGGCCGCAGUGCAGAAGGUAAUGAAAGAGAUCGGUAGCAGAAUGGAAAAGUUUGCUAGGCUUAUGGGUGUGCCUUUCAAAUUCAAUGUCAUCCAUCAUGGUGGUGAUCUUUCAGACUUAAACACAGAGAAGUUAGACCUCAAAGACGACGAAGCCCUAGCUAUCAACUGUGUCGGCACCUUACAUUCAAUCACGCCCGUCCGUAACCGCCGAGAUUAUCUGAUAUCGGCUUUCCGAAGAUUGCAGCCGAGGAUAGUCACCGUGGUUGAAGAAGAAGCUGAUCUUGACGUUGGCGUUGAUGGGCUCGAGUUUGUGAAAGGCUUUGAAGAAUGUUUGAGAUGGUUUAGGGUUUACUUUGAGGCUUUGGACGAGAGCUUUCCGCGGACCAGCAACGAGCGCUUGAUGCUCGAGCGCGAGGCUGGGCGCGCCAUCGUUGACCUGGUGGCGUGUCCACCUUCCGAAUCGGUAGAGCGGCGCGAGUCAGCGGUGUGCUGGUCUCGGCGCUUGCAUGCGUGUGGGUUCGGCCCGGUUUCGUAUAGUGACGAGGUGUGUGAUGAUGUACGCGCCUUGUUGAGGAGGUACAAGGAGGGUUGGUCGAUGACACAGUGCUCGGAUGUUGCCGGAAUAUUCUUGUCGUGGAAGGAUCAACCUGUGGUGUGGGCCAGUUCAUGGAGGCCUUAACAAUGGCGGGACGGAGUUUCGCACGCUUGGGAUUGAUCCACACGUGUAAGUUUGAUUUAUUUUCGUUUUUUUUUUUUUUUUUGGGCGUGCAUGGGGUGGAGUUUAAUUAUUGUGGGUGUGGGGUUGGAAGAAAUUAAGGAAAAAAGAGAAGGGAUUUUCUUGAUUUGAAUAUAAAUGAAGUAAAUUUAUUUUCAUAUUAA
Molecule: messenger RNA, 1986 nt
Organism: Juglans regia (Persian walnut)
Lineage: Eukaryota; Viridiplantae; Streptophyta; Magnoliopsida; Fagales; Juglandaceae
Product: protein SHORT-ROOT-like
Exons: 1
Coding region: 311-1786 (491 amino acids)
Biological process (GO): leaf development; radial pattern formation; regulation of DNA-templated transcription
Cellular component (GO): nucleus
Molecular function (GO): DNA-binding transcription factor activity; sequence-specific DNA binding
Source: RefSeq, a predicted model, not a curated record